GGGGGGCUGGGAGCGCAGAGCGGUUUGGUCGUUUGGUGGGGGGUUGUCGUCUUUCUGCUUAGCGACUGCGGCUCUCGUUUGGGCAGCAGGAGCGGCGCGGCAGUCCGAGAAGCGGCCCAAGACUUCGGCGUUUGGUGAAAAAUGGCCCGGACCAAGCAGACUGCCCGCAAGUCUACCGGGGGGAAAGCCCCCCGCAAACAGCUGGCCACCAAGGCAGCCAGGAAGAGCGCUCCCUCUACCGGCGGGGUGAAGAAACCUCACCGUUACAGGCCCGGAACCGUGGCGCUCCGGGAGAUCCGCCGUUACCAGAAAUCGACCGAGCUUCUGAUCCGGAAGCUGCCUUUCCAGCGGUUGGUGAGGGAGAUCGCCCAGGAUUUCAAAACGGACUUGAGGUUUCAGAGCGCAGCCAUCGGCGCCCUGCAGGAGGCUAGUGAAGCGUACCUGGUGGGGUUAUUCGAAGACACUAAUCUGUGUGCCAUCCACGCCAAGAGAGUCACCAUCAUGCCCAAAGACAUCCAGUUGGCUCGCCGGAUACGGGGGGAGAGAGCUUAAGUGAAGGGCAGUUUUUAUGGUGUUUUGUAGUAAAUUCUGUAAAAUACUUUGGUUUAAUUUGUGACUUUUUUUGUAAGAAAUUGUUUAUAAUAUGUUGCAUUUGUACUUAAGUCAUUCCAUCUUUCACUCAGGAUGAAUGCGAAAAGUGACUGUUGACAGACCUCAGUGAUGUGGGCACUGUUGCUCAGGAGUGACAAGUUGCUGAUCUGCAGAAGGGAUGGGUGAUAUUUCCUGCUUCUCAUGAUGCAUGUUGCUGUAUGUUACUGACUUGUUGGGUAGCUAUUAAGGUACUAGAAUUGAUAAAUGUGUACAGGGUCCUUUUGCAAUAAAACUGGUUAUGACUUGAUCCAGGUGUUUAACAAUUGGGGCUGUUAAGUCUGACCAUACAUCACUGUGAUAGAAUGUGGGCUUUUUCAAGGGUGAAGAUACAAGUCUUAACCACAGUGUAACUUACAGUUUCCUAAGAAAAAAGAAAAAAAGUAAACUUGGCAGCUAUAGAAUACACUAUGUGCAUUUAUAAUAGCUAUUUUAUAUAUUGUAGUGUCAACAUUUUUAAAUUAAAUGUUUUACAUUCACAUGUGGUGGGAAGUCUUGUCAUUGAGAUGUGUGUAAUUUAGAGUCGAGUUGGUUUGCCUUUAACUAGACUACACUUGUUUUCACAGUAAGAUGCUGUGCUGCGUUGUACCUUGCAUAAGUCCUCAUUCUACCACAUGUUAACUAAUCCUCUAGUUGAUAAUGCAGACACUGAUGGGGGAUUUUAUUUAUAAGGGCUCUAGAGUAUAUAAUACCAGUUACUCACACCAGCAUCACCUGUUACUAAUUUCCAGAACUAGUUAGUGCAGCUUUUCGUUGUGUUGUGGUCUCAUAACUAGGUUGAGUUUUUCUCCACUGAGAGGAGUCAAUUCUGAAAUGUUUUUCCUUGUGGAGUUUGUGUUUUAACUUAGUGUAAACUUGCUGUGGGGGAGGGGGAUGUAGGUCCAGCUUAUUGAGUCCUCUGCCAAUUAAGGUGGUGUUGGCUUUAGGUUACAUCUGGUAUACUGUCCUGGGAAAAAAUCACUUUUAAUAGAGGUGGCCUUCCAAGUGGUUUUAAAAUUUAUCCUUCUAUUGAAGUUUUUAGGUCAAUUAUGUAUGUUGACUAGAUUUAUCAAUAAACUUGUUAUGUAACUGUCAAAAAUCUAAAUUGAAUGUACAGAGCCUUAAUACAUCUAUUGUCUAGGCUUUUUGUGUCCUAGAGUUUGAGCUUUUGUAUUUUAGAUUUUGGUUGGUAGUUAAGGAACUUUAUAAAAGUAGUUGUAGAAAGCAUGUAAACUAAUCCCAUGAGAUAGUUCUCUUAUCUAUAAAAACGCCACAAUUGCCAUAUUUGCAAUGUGAACUUAGGACUAAAAGUUUAUCGGUAGGCUCCUCCACCCCCCAUACUGUCAACCAGUAAAAUACUUUGGUCAUAUUCAUGGUACAGCACAGACCGAGAGACAAGUAUUUUAAAAUUUUAGAAUUCAACUUCGGGAUCUUGUUCCAUGAACCUUUUUUGGGUUGGGUUUGUAGAAAUGUAUAUAGCAAGUUUAUUUUAACAAGUUCACGGGCAUGGAAUUGUUUGUUGGGCUAAGCCACCAUCUCAGUACAAAACUGGUUUUUUUGACCAGUGAUCGUCUCCAUUGGAGCAUAGUCAUGAAUGUCAAGAAAUGGGCGCAAGAGCAACCAGUCAUCAGAAAACCAGAUUGUAUGUCCAAAGCUGCUAGUUGUAGAAAUUUUUGCUGUAUUAAAACAGCUUUUUGAAGAAAAAAUUUUGGAUUAGUUUGAAGUUGAAGGAGCUUGUUGAGAGGGAAGCAUACUAGAGUUUUGAAGUCAAGAGGCUUUGGUGUCUUCCUAACUUAAGUCUUACAAGUUUUCAAAGGUGGGGUUCAUUACAAUAUAAAGAAAUGGUUUUCUGGAACAUCUUAACCAGGCUCUAGAACAAAUGUCAAAUCUGACAGUUUUGUUACAUGGUACUUAGAGAUGAGAUAAUCUAGAUGCUGGAGUUGUCCAGUGGUCUCCAAGUACACAAAUGGACACAAACAGAGAGAUGAUGAUGGGUUAGCUGCUUAUGACUACAUGUGAUAAUCCAAAUGGGUGGCACUGUUGAGCUUUCUCCCUCGGUCUGCAGCUUCUUGGGUUUUGUUAGAAUCUGCUGAAGUGCAACUCACAUCACACUGCUUAGACACAUUUAACCAAAGGCUUUGUGGUUCUUGGAAGCUGUGCCCACACAGGCUAUCACUGAGAAAGGGUGAUGGAACAGUCUGUAAGGAAAAAAAAUUUGGAGCCGAUGAAGGUACCCUGUGCCCUUGACGGAUGAGACAAAAAUAAAGUUGUUGAAGUUAGA
Molecule: messenger RNA, 2908 nt
Organism: Loxodonta africana (African savanna elephant)
Lineage: Eukaryota; Metazoa; Chordata; Mammalia; Proboscidea; Elephantidae
Product: histone H3.3A
Exons: 4
Coding region: 142-552 (136 amino acids)
Cellular component (GO): nucleus; nucleosome
Molecular function (GO): DNA binding; protein heterodimerization activity; structural constituent of chromatin
Source: RefSeq, a predicted model, not a curated record